Molecule: messenger RNA, 530 nt
Organism: Paramecium sonneborni
Lineage: Eukaryota; Ciliophora; Oligohymenophorea; Peniculida; Parameciidae
Source: the annotation of a GenBank genome assembly
UAAAAAUUAUAAGAUAUAAUUAUGAACGUCGGUACUCAUGUUAGUGAUGAUUGUGUAACAGAAUUCAAUAAACUUAAACUUGGUAAAUAAUACAGAUAUUUGACCUUUAAAUUAAACAAUGAAACAAAUGAAGUAAUUAUCAUAAUUUAUUUUUAGAUUGUAGUUGACCAUGUUGGUGAAAGAGAUAGCAGUUAUGCUGAAUUUGUUAGUCGUCUCUAAAAUGAAGUAUAAAUAAAAUAUUAUUUUCUUAGUCAAGAUAUGCAGUUUACGAUUAUCAUGCAUAAACUGAUGACGUUCCACCAAGAUAAGUUGAGAAAUUAGUUUUUAUAUUUUGGUCACCAGAUGCCAAUCAACCAGUUAAAUAAAAAAUGUAAUAUGCCGCAGCAAAAGAAGCUUUAAAGAAGAAAUUGAGUGGAUUUUCGAAAGAAAUUUAAGCUAACGAUCCAUCUGAAGUCGAAGAAGCAGAAAUGCGUAAAUUAGUAUUAAAUUGAAUAACAAUAAUCACAAAAUAAAUAACAUUUUAACCAAAC